Molecule: messenger RNA, 300 nt
Organism: Aspergillus glaucus CBS 516.65
Lineage: Eukaryota; Fungi; Ascomycota; Eurotiomycetes; Eurotiales; Aspergillaceae
Exons: 2
Coding region: 1-300 (99 amino acids)
Molecular function (GO): oxidoreductase activity
Source: RefSeq, a predicted model, not a curated record
AUGGCUCAUGUCCUAGUUGUCUACCCGUCCGGUCCGUCCUUCGACCUCGACUACUACCUCAAGAUCCACAUGCCCCUCGUCUCCUCCACCUGGGAAUCCUCUGGUCUUUUGGGCUGGGAUGUCCUUACGUUCCCCGCCGAUGCGCCGUACCAGGUGCAGGCUACUUUGAGAUGGAAGAGCUUGGACGAUUUCAAUGCCGCGGCUGCUGGUGAAGCGACAAAGACUAUCUUUGGGGAUAUUCCGAACUUUACCACUGCGCAGCCGAUUCUGCUUAAGGGGGAUGUUAUUGCUAGCUCUUAG